AUGCUGGAGAAGAUGAUGCUCAUCAUGGGGCCAGUAGGCCUGCAGCAGUGCUCAUAUGUUUUUCCAUUUUAUCCGUCAGUCCGUCCGUCCCUUUCCUCCUCCGUCAAUCCGUCUCUUCAUCCGUUCCUCUCCUCCUCCGUCAAUCCGUCUCUUCAUCCGUUCCUCUCCUCCUCCGUCAAUCCGUUCGUCCGUCUGCGACUGCGCACGACGAGGGUAGAAUGGCCGCUGACUUCGGUACAGAGGGUGUGUGUGGCUUCCGGAGGAGAGCUGGAGGACGAGGGCAAGAUCUUUAUCGUCCAGACAAGACCGUGUCACCCGUGCGGUGAGGCUUGUCUCUACUUUUUCUCUCCGGAGCUGAGCUCUCUCUUGGAGGGCCUUCAUGAAGCCGUGUCUGAGCUCAUUUCCGCCUCAGCUGCUGAUGAUGUCUCCCUCAUUAGUGACCUCUCCGAGCUCUCUGGCGCACUCAGUUCUGUUGUGGUGCUCCCACCGCGCCUGCCGGAUCCACCGAAAAUGCGCAAGUCGACCUCCGUGAUGGACUUAGCACAGAUACACGAGUUGCAGCCGCUUUGCAACGUGCACACACCACCUCGUCUCAGCAGCAGCCAGUGCAACCUGGCGGAGGAGUUUCGUGGAGAGCCUCCCCUGCCUGGCCGUCUCCUGGGGCAUUCCCGUCGACGCUCUAUGAGCGAGACCAACCUUGCCAAACUUUGCCUUGACGAGACCGACGAAGAGCUCGAGUCUCGAGACGACGACCUCGAGGACGCCGACCUCCGCCAAACAGACCUACCCAAGGACCGCACAUCCUCCUCUGGUUCCUACAAUUCUUAUCGUUCUACAGAUUCCGGAGUGCGGUUGUCAGCGUCGCCUUCAACGCAUUGCGACGGUGGACGCUACAUGUUAGAGAACACCUCACGUAGAUACGUCACCAAGUCUGAUUCCUUAGACUCUGGAGUCAGAACGUGUCUGAAAGAAGAUGCACGCGACACUACAACAGAAGAUGACAGGAAGAUGGAUUCUCCAUGCACUGAUGGGAAACAAGAGGGAAGACGCGGCAUGAGUGCGCUGGAAGAGGAGCCCGAUGUGGAUACCAAAGUCGGUGCUUGGUGUUUGCAAAGCGCCCGAGCCAGAAAAUCUUUCUUUGCUAAGAAUCUGAACGUGACCUGCGCUGCUCAUAAGGACAGAAAGAACAGACAGCUUAAUAGGACGAUGUCUGAGUCGUAUAAGGAAAUUUCAGACAAGCCUGAAGAUUACAGAAGACUGUCAGAGCUACCUACUGUUCCCAAGACUUGCACCGUCUAUGAAGAGAUUGUGGAUGUGUUAAAGCCACUUAGCACCGCUAACCAGCAAGCCAAGGAACAUGACUACGAAGAGCUGGAUAAAUGCCGCAGAGACAUAAAGAGAAGUUACAGCUUUCAGGAAAAAUCGAAGCCUCCGCCUUUACCACCUAGACGACCAAAGUCUUUCUCACCGGACCCCUGGGCCGAGGAAGCGUUAUCUAAAUCAGGAACGCUAAAGAAAAUAUUUGGCUUUUCGUUUCAGAGCAAAUCUCACUCAACAGAUAGCAUGCUCGAUGUAGAUACAUCAGGUUAUGAUGAUAUAACCACCUUAGGCAGUGCAGACGUGGCACUGGUGCAAGCAAUUGGCACUCUGCCUCGAGUCAGGAAGAAAAUUGGGCCGGAGCGUCAGUCUAGUCGAUCAGCAUCCCCGAAAAUGUCGCCAAAGCAAAAAGCGAGAUCUCUUUUCGGUGUGUCUCCAAGUAGGUCUCCCAUGAUACCAAGACCCAAAAACCUCUUUCUCUUUAAGGGUUCUGGUAAAGAUGACAUUCAAAUCUCGCCUCAUUCUAAGAUACCGUUUAGACUCCAUCGACAAUUUUCGCUUCAGACUCAGCGGACUCCAAGUACUGAUAGUUCUUUAGCAGACAUUUCCACUCCUGACACUCCCCAGACGCAGCAGCAGCAGCAGCAGCAGCAGCAAGGGUGUGGUCCUCGGCAGUACUGGCGAGGCGAGGCGUCUGGCACACAAGCACCAGAUGCCUCUGGCUCUGGUGAUGACACUACUGGAGGUAUGGCGGGGAAAGACUCUUAUGCCUUCCUCAAGUCUCCGAAGUUAAUGACAAAGACGUUUAGUUUUUUAAAGAAAUUUCCAAAAGAAAAAUCUGGAUCCUUAGAGAGGCAGCGCAAGUCUGGCAUUAAUUUCUUGCCCCCUCAAGAACUGGUAACAAAGUUUCCCAACAGCUACUCCAUGGACAGCUUCGCUGUGGAGAAAGGCUCACAGAGUUGCGGCACGCCGGUCCGCGACACAGACGCAGAUUGGGGUGAUGCAGAUGUCGUUCCUGGCUGCCGCCUUCGCUCCAUGUCCUACCUACCACCUUCUUCUCCGGCCAUUAGGAUUCCAUUUCACGCUCACCAUGAUUCCACCACCACCACCCCAGCGGGGACUCCUACAAGCCAUUCCUUCAGUCCACUUCGGAAGCUUAGUUCUCCUCAACCAUCAACGGAGCCUUUGUCUUGGAGGGAAGAAGGGUGUUGGAAGGAAUGUGAAUCUCGACUGUUGCCAAGUGGCCACCCACUGCCACCCCCCCGUGAGCCUCCCCCUCCUCCCGCUCCUCACGAACCCCACUACGCUAACCUUCCCCACCAUUCGCACGACCCAGAUUACAUGUCUAUGGAAGAAGUGCGAGGCGCCUUCAGACGCAUUUCCAACGCCUCCGUUGCCGAGAGCAGGCGGGACAGUGGUGGAUACUUGUCUAUGGGCGAAAUUCGGUCUUUUCAGAGGGCGUGCGAGACGACAGAGUGUCCAGGAUGCAGCGUCCAGGUGAGUAAUAUUACUCACCACGACUGUCAGCCAGAAAGGGAAACUCAUGCAGAAGACCACGAAUACAUGACGAUGGACGAUAUACAGUCGGUUCUCCAUACAGAGUUCCCUGCAAUAUAUUCUUCAUCGGAGGAGAAAGAUAUGUACAAAGGAUGCGGCUUCAAAAGUGCACCGUCAAGCCGCAAGACUUCGUACUCUGAGGGUUCGGACUACCUGACACCGCAGGAAGUGGGUCGCAUGAUCCGACGGGAGGUGCUAGCUAUAAGACGAGGUAGAGAGUCCACAGGAGAACUCACUCACCAUCAUCAUACCCAGCAGCAGCAGCAGCAGCAGCACCACUAUGACUACGAACCUCAUCACCACCAGCACGAGCCCCACCACCACCACCACGAAGUCCAUCACCACCCUCAGGACGCUCCCCAACACAAGCAAUACCAUCACCACUAACACCAACACCAACUCAACCACAACAACAUAGUCAAGAACAUCAGUACCUGUCUUACUCUAAACCCAAGAAGCGUCUGCAAUGUCUCUGGAACAUAUUGGAGAGGAAAAAAUACCUGUGGAAUACCAACCCUUUGGCCUUAGGACCACCAAGCUCAUAAUUAUGCAUUAUGUGCUUUUUAUAUACAUAGACAUUUCACAUGUAAUUUAUCCAUUCACCAUUAUGAUUAUCUAUGUUAUUCAUGCCAACACACUUAUAACUCUAGGUCCAAGGGGAACACUGUACCAGUAUAUUAUAGUAGAUAAAUGUACAGUAGUUGUUGUUUUCUAAUAUUCUGAAGACUUUGGAACAUUCCUGUCUGAAUGGUACAGUGGUGGUUGCAACAUUUCCCCAGUGCCAAGACUCACACACGUAUCUGUCUCCCAAGCUCAAGUCGUUAUAUCUAGAAGAGUGUGUUAGACUCUCUCCUAUGGGUUAGUUGUCCUUGUUUGGGACAGAACUUUUGUGUACACGAGUAAUUCUUUGAGAAAGUUCUUCCUCAACCCCCCCCCCCAUCCUCCAAUUUAUUUUCCCAAAAGCCAAAAUAUUAAUGAUUAUUAGCAGCGCCCAUCCCUCUUCUCCCGUACCAUGGCGGGUGUGUAUGCUGCGUCCUGCGCACGCAUUUGUCUUGUAUGUUUUUUUUUUUUUCCUUCACAUCACUGGGUAUUACAAUUUUGAUGGAUUAACAUUUGAGUCAUAGAUUAGCUUUGUAAAUUUUAUGUGACACAACGACCGUAGGAUUUUAAUAUCAAGCUUUUACAAGUGUUUACAACGUCACCUCUUCUGAUGAUCUGGGUUGGUGCAGUUCAUCCCUCGACUCGGCAGAGGUUCGAUCAGUGCUUCGUCAGGAGGUGACGUGAGGGAGGAUGAGAGGGCGUUUGUUGUCACCUGAAGGGAAAGCGAACGCUGUGUUAAUACGAGCGAGAGAGAGAGAGAGAGAGAGAGAGAGAGAGAGAGAGAGAGAGAGAGAGAGAGAGAGAGAGAGAGAGAGAGAGAGAGAGAGAGAGAGAGAGGAAGAGAGGGAGAGAAAGGAGAAAGAAACCCGCUUCUUCACCCGCUAAUCGUGGCCCUGUCUCUGACCAAUCACAGUGUUUGUAAUCUUCGCGUCACCACUGAAACCUUUUAAAAUCUCGAGUAACUGCUUAAUUAAAAAUAGCCUCUGAAUUUACAUUAAGAUAUCAUUAUAAAUUAAGUUAAGAAAAUGUCUUAUACUGUGACUACAGUUAAAAAUUGUACCGUGACCACAAUGACUUAAACAAAUUAUUUGGUGACAGUAAAUACGUGUUGCUUGGUGCUCUUACGAUCUCGUGGAUAAUAAAUAAAAAUAAUUCUCUAAUCUGUAGUUAGUAAAGCAGAGGUAACUACAGGGCCAUGACGGGUGUACUCACCUAGUUGUGGUUGCAAGGGGUCGAGUCAUAGUUCCUGGCCCCGCCUCUUCAUUGGUCGCUACUAGGUCACUCUUCCUGUUCCAUGAACUUUAUCAUACCUCUUCUUAAAGCUAUGUAAGAAUCCUGCCUCCAUGUGUGUGUGUGUGUGUGUGUGUGUGUGUGUGUGUACAGGACAACAUAGGACAGGAUCGUAAUUCACUAAUUUUACUGAAAUUCAGACGAGGUCAGUCUAAAUGGUCUCUGGUCAAGUCAUUGAUUAUUAGUAUCAAUACAUUCAAGGGGACGUGCGUGUCCUGUGCGCGUUUGAUCCGAGGAAGAGGAGAGCAGUUCCAAUUCCUUUAAUCAAGAAUCAAUCACCAGCAUUAAGGCACAUCUCUUGAAAGGUUAAAACAGUGGCACUGGCACUCAAGGAAAACUAGUUUGGUCACUGAAUAUUUUUAUUAUGAUUGGCCAAUAAUAUCAUAUAUCGUUGUAUUAUUGACCGUAUAUGAGUCAAGAGAAGCCGUUGGGGGCCAUAGUUUAUCUCAAAGGUUUUCGUUAAUCAAAUUAGCAGAGAUCAGGACAAGUGGCAUAGCAUGAAAAAAAUGUCGUUUUCAUGGUCGUUUAUUCCAAGAUUUUUAGUCAUGUACCGUACUCGGAAAAGUAAAUCUAAAACAUCAGUUGGAAUUCAAUUACAUUAAGGAGUAGGAGACUCCCUCCCGCAACUAUCUCCAAGAAUGGGCUGGAGAGGUGACAACGUACUGUUUUCCCCCGUCACAUACACAGUGUAAAGAUGGUAUAUGGGUUCAGCCAGAGUGCGAACUCACAUUUUGCUCAAGUCGGCUCAAGCAUAAUGUCGUGUUCCGACGACAUUCAGUUGAAACUACAAGAUGACUACUGCUUCAUUUGCAGCAGAUAAUCAACUGCAACCUCUGCUCUUACCCCAGUUUUUGAGAUGUUUCUAUAACUACUUAAUAUAUUAUUAUUAUUAUUAUUAUUAUUAUUAUUAUUAUUAUUAUUAUUAUUAUUAUUAUUAUUAUUAUUUUAUCAUUAUUAAUUCAAUUACAGAGGACCAGUUAAAUAGGUUUCAUUAAGAGCUUGGAGAACCGAAAGCGAUCAGGAUGGAGCCAAACAGAAGGAGAGUUGCUACAGUUCAGUGGAUCACAGCGCCUUUAUGAGCAUCAGAACACCCAACCCCGUAUUCCCUCUGUGGAACCAGUUGAUAAUCAGAGCCUGACGCCAGACCCUGCGAGAGAUGCAGGUCCUACGAGAGAGGUAGGUCCUGCGAGAGACGCAGGUCCUACGAGAGAGGUAGGUCCUACGAGACAUGCAGGAUAAACGGUGGUAUGGCUGUGUGUGUUGUUAAAUUAAUUAACGUGUCGAGUCAUGGGUAUAAUAGUCCUGGCAUCAGCCGCUUGUUAAUGCCGCCGCUGGCACGAUUUUGCAUCCGUUGAGUGUAUCACAUUUCUUCGCGUCAAUCUUCUCGGUGUUUGUUUAUCAAGACCAGCUGAUUCACAGAUAAUAUUUUUCGAUGUCUCUUGGUUGUACGGGAAAUCUGGGCGCAACAUACCCUCCCCCCCAUGCAUUUUCGAAUCAGCUGACUUGUUAGAUAAUCUAUUUUCAUGUUAAAAACCUCAUAACAGUAUGUGUCAUGACUGUGAAUCUCGCCACAUCGUCAUGCAGUGUAUAUUAUAUCAUCAAUUUUGCAUGGACCGACGAUAUUUACACAAUUUUUAUAUUAGAUAACUGUUAGUCAACCUAUUUGUUGUGUAGCAUUUUACUGUGUUGGUUAAUAAUCUCAAUGACCUAACCAUUUAUAUGUAUGUAUUUGUAUAUUUUGCCAGACGAAUGUAUAGCAGUAAAGGUGACUUUGUCUGCUUUGAAAUGCUUUGAUAAUUUUAUUCACUUUGAUAUCUUGCUAAGUGGAAAAAGAAGAAAAGCGUAGUGUUGAUCCACUAAACUGUCGUGGAUUUGAAUUUUUUAUACUAGAAACGCGAAUAUGUAAAAAAAAAAUAUUUUUGAGAAAUUUGUUAAGCUGGUAUUUUUGGGGAGAGUUUAUGACAACCCGCGAAGCUGGUCAUUACAACGAUAUAUGAGAACCUGAUGUGAAUGUGGAAUGUACGUUUCUACGGACUUAAAGGAAAGAAACAGUUCGUUAAGGUGGCGAAGCGGAGUUAGUCUUGCGUGAGACGAUCAUCUUAAAAUAAUUUAAACCCACAUUUCUCAGGAGUGAGAGAGGAAAUAGUCGAGAGAAAUUAAUUAUCUGGGGAGAAAAUCACCUGGUUUGUCUUGUCCGAAGACAACAUCAUUAGUGAGCUUAGGACAACAACAAAAGCGAGUCCAAUACAUCAUCAUUAGCGAGUUCAAGACAACAACAUAAACGAGUCCAAUACAACAACAUUAACGUGUUCUAGGCAGCAGCAGCAGCUGCACCAAGAACAUGAGCAAGUCCACGUCAGCGGGUCCAUGACGGAAACAUAAAAGGAGUCCGAGUCAAUGUGAGGGUCCACGUCAGCAACAGGUGUCCUGGCGAGUUUCUAAGCAACAACACACUCCAGUGAGUCUAUAGCAUCAAUUAUCAACACAUCGUUGUCCUGCCCACCAUCUACAUCGUUUAGUCCCUUGAGAGUAUCAGAAAAAGCUCACGAGAAACUGUAUUAUCGAUACAGAAUCAAGUGAUGGUGCGAAUAUUAAAGAUGAUUGAAGAAAUCCUUCUAGCAUUUACGCGUUACCCUCCGAAGGUUCAAACCAUCGCCGUUCCAUCGUUAUUUCGCCAACGGGUGUCCCAUUUACGCUUAAAAGUGAUGCAAAAUGAGAGAGUGAGAGAUAAAUAAUCACUGGGGAAGAAGGGAAAAACAUGCACUUAAACUCAAUCUGAAAAUAGAAGAUAUAUGCGGAUUCCAAACUUAGUCUCAAGACCCACAAUUCAACCGACGACCAGUCAUUCUUAAAUACAUUCAAAACAUUCAUUUACCUGGUCUAUUUUUCGCGAAUCAUCAACUUGCCUCGUUUACUAAUCUGCCUUAAUAAUCUCCCUAUUUAUUCUACAAGUCUGAAUCACCAUAUUUCAGUUUGGUCAGUCACAUCCGUAAGUCAUCUGCCUGUUUUGAGUUCCUAACGUCCAAAACUGUGCAUAUAAGCCCCGGAAGACUUAAAUUCACAAUACCACGGCUGGAAUAAUUCACGAAUCACCCACACUUUGAUGAAGAAACCUUAGGCCACGUUUCGGUUCCAUCCUGGACCAUAUCACGGCUGUGACUCGGUCCAUGAUGACCUUAACGAUGUCUGAAGCUUCGAUGUCAAGUUUCGAGUUCUCCUUGAUCUCUUCCUUGCCUUGAACGUCUGCUGCCCUUGACCAUCCACCUGCCUUGAGCAUACAAAUGUUCUAGUAAUUUAUAAACUAUUCCGACGAGCUAUUGACACUUAUCUAUCUGGAACAAAUAAAUGAAUGACUGCCCAUUGAAGCCCAAUAAUCAGAAACCCAAUAGAUCUAGUAUACAGGUUUUUUCUCCGAUUAGCAGACUAUCAAGAAGUGCUGAUACCCUGGUCAUCUUUAUUUUAAUAAAGCUUCACUGUAACUAGUAAACAGAGCUUGUAAAAGUGUAAACAAGCAUCAAUACAGAGGCAGGCAACACAAGCUCAACAGAUCGAGAGCGUUGAUUGGUGUUAAGAACUAGGCAACACCACGAGAUAAACAGAGGGCGUUGUUUAAUGUACUGGGAAUCUCGUAGCACACACAAGAUAGGCAGUGGGAGUUGAUCAGAGCGUUGAACAGCGGGAUACACCCUCAGUAUUUUUCAUUGCAUUGACUUGUGCAUUAAUAACCUAA
This is a messenger RNA of Cherax quadricarinatus, 8494 nucleotides long. NCBI's taxonomy places the organism in Eukaryota, Metazoa, Arthropoda, Malacostraca, Decapoda, Parastacidae. The record is from RefSeq and is a predicted model, not a curated record.